UUACAUUUAUUCAUGCUUAUAAUUCACGAACGAAGGUGACAACGGAAGACAGAAACCAGAACUGAAGCUCCUCCACCGUUCGAUACAACGUUCUGCGAAGCCACUCCCAAAUCCAGAUUCAGUUCACAUUUCCUUUUCAACUAACACAAAAGGUUUCGCCAGAAAUAAAAAGGUUUCCUGCUCUUCGCCGUUUUCAUUUGCAGAUUUUUUUUAGCUCAUGUUCUUCACUACUGAAUGAACUCAGUAACUGCGUCCACUCGAAACCAGCUCUUGAUUAGUUUUACAACUUCUUCAGAAAAAAAGAGUCGUGUGAAUGUUUUCUUGCGUCAAAUCCCAAAAUUGAACUGCGAUUUGUAGUGACUGAGAUAAUCUCCGGCACUUAGCCAAAAGAGGGAAGAAGAAUGAUUCCCUUGUCCAGCAUCCUGGGGUACGAAAAGUGUGACAGAUACUUAAUUUUUAGUGGAGAAUCUGCCCUUGGGGAUGGUUUUCGAGCAUUUUUGUAUUUUCUUGGCCUUGCUUACUGCUUUAUCGGAUUGUCGGCUAUAACCGCUCGCUUCUUUCAAUCGAUGGAAAAUGUGGUCAAGCACACAAGGAAGGUAGUGGAGGUAGAUCCUGUUACUAAAACUGAAACCAUUAGACAUGAAAAAGUUUGGAAUUACACUGUUGCAGAUAUUAGCCUCUUGGCCUUUGGGACUAGCUUUCCCCAGAUAUCAUUAGCCACCAUUGAUGCUAUACAGAACAUGGGGAAGCUCUAUGCUGGAGGUUUGGGGCCCGGAACACUUGUUGGUUCUGCUGCAUUUGAUCUUUUCCCCAUCCACGCCAUUUGUGUAGUAGUUCCAAAAGCAGGAGAGCUGAAGAAGAUUGCUGAUCUAGGGGUAUGGCUGGUGGAGCUGUUUUGGUCAUUUUGGGCUUACAUUUGGUUAUACAUAAUUUUGGAGGUAUGGACUCCAAACGUUGUGACUCUGUGGGAGGCCUUGUUGACAGUACUACAAUAUGGAUUACUAUUGAUCCAUGCUUAUGCUCAAGAUAAACGUUGGCCCUAUAUUUCUCUACCCAUUGCAAGAGAUGAGAGGCCAGAGGAUUGGGUACCAGAGGAGACUCCUUAUUUUCAACAGGAAGUCUAUCAGAAGAUGAAUUCCUCUGAGAUAAAGCAUGUUAGUGAUGAAAAUCGCAACACUGUUGAUAGUUUUUCCAUUCAUUCAGAAAACCCCACUGAUCCAUUGUGUGUCACAGUACCUCAAACAGAUGAUGAGGCUGAAAUUUUGGACAAAGCUAAGGAAACAACGUUGGAGGAUACCCACUUGCUUACAAUUUGGAGACAGCAAUUUGUGGAUGCACUGAGGUUGAAGAACCCAGAAGCAAAAAAAUUAAAAAAUACGUAUCUCCUCCUAGCUCGAAUUUUCUGGCAAUUGCUGCUUUUACCAUGGAGAUUUCUUUUUGCUUUUGUUCCUCCUUGCCAAAUUGCUCAUGGAUGGAUCUCCUUCAUUUGCUCCCUGCUUUUCAUCAGCGGGAUAGCUUACAUUGUGACUAAGAUCACAGAACUUAUAAGUUGUGUUACAGGAAUAAAUGGUUACGUGAUAGCAUUUACAGCCCUAGCCAGUGGAACCUCGUGGCCUGAUCUAGUGGCAAGCAAGAUUGCUGCUGAACGUCAAAAAACUGCUGAUUCUGCAAUUGCAAAUAUCACUUGCAGCAACUCAGUGAAUAUAUAUGUUGGAAUUGGUGUUCCAUGGCUUAUUGAUACUUUGUACAACUUCAUAGCAUAUCGAGAACCUCUCAGAAUCCAAAGUGCAGGGGGAUUAAGCUUUUCACUGAUUGUUUUCUUUUGCACUUCUGUUGGGUGUAUAUCAGUUUUGGUUUUCAGGCGUAUAAUUUUUGGAGCAGAGCUAGGAGGGCCUAGGCUCUGGGCAUGGAUUACGUGUGCGUUCUUCAUGUUGUUGUGGAUUAUCUUUGUUGUACUAUCUUCACUCAAGGUUUCUGGAUUCAUUUAGAAUUUCAUAUAAAAAUAUUGAGUCAACACCACAUUGAUAUAUAAAAGAUGUGUGUGCCUUCGGAAAUAGGUUUUGAAUAAAAAAUUUAU
This is a messenger RNA of Vigna umbellata (rice bean), 2077 nucleotides long. It is a transcript of the gene MHX, whose product is annotated as magnesium/proton exchanger. Gene Ontology annotation, cellular component: membrane. Gene Ontology annotation, biological process: transmembrane transport; metal ion transport. The record is from RefSeq and is a predicted model, not a curated record. Lineage: Eukaryota; Viridiplantae; Streptophyta; Magnoliopsida; Fabales; Fabaceae.